AUGAAGAAAGACAUAAUUCGCUCCUCGGAUUUUCUCGUUUUCCCUUUUUAUAAUAAGUUUUUCCUUACUUAUUUUUCGAUUUAUACUACCUCUUACCUCUUCAAAGAUAUCUAUCUAUCUAUCUAUCUAUCUAUCUAUCUAUCUAUCUAUCUAUCUAUCUCAUUCUCUUUAUCUAAUUCUCUUUAUUUAUCUAUCUAUCUAUCUAUCUAUCUAUCUAUCUAUCUAUCACAUUCUCUUUAUUUAUCUAUCUAUCUACCUCAUUCUCUUUAUCUAAUUCUCUUUAUCUAUCUAUUUAUCUAUCUAUCUCAUUCUCUUUAUCUAUCUCAUUCAAUCUAUCUAUCUCAAUCUCUUUGGCUAUCUACCUUAUUCUAUCUAUCUAUCUAUCUAUCUAUCUAUCUAUCUAUCUAUCUAUCUAUCUAUCUAUCACAUUCUCUUUAUCUAUCUAUCUAUCUAUCUAUCUAUCUAUCUAUCUAUCUAUCUAUCUAUCUGUCUAUCUAUUUCAUUCUCUUUAUCUUUCUAAUUCUCUUUAUCUUUCUAAUUCUCUCUCUCUCUCUCUCUAUCUAUCUAUCUAUCUAUCUAUCUCAAUCUCUUUUGCCAUCUAUCUUAUUCUCUCUCUCUCUCUCUAUCUAUCUAUCUAUCACAUUUUAUCUAUCACAUUUAUCUAUCUAUCUAUCUAUCUAUCUAUUUAUCUAUCUAUCACAUUUCUUUUUAUCUAUCUAUCUAUCUAUCUAUCUAUCUAUCUAUCUAUCUAUCUCAUUUUCUUUAUCUAUCCUAAUCUUUUCAUUAUUUAUCUACACGAAUACACACACACAUGCAAAAGAUGGCUUCUUUUCUUUCUUUAACUCGUUCCUCUCUCGAUUUUAUUUCUUUCUUUAA
Molecule: messenger RNA, 876 nt
Organism: Acanthosepion pharaonis
Lineage: Eukaryota; Metazoa; Mollusca; Cephalopoda; Sepiida; Sepiidae
Source: the annotation of a GenBank genome assembly